UCUCGUCUCCAGCAGUCACUUUGACCUGUUUUCUUCCUCUGGUUGUCACAAGUCUGCCAGCAUGUCCCGCUGUCUGUCUCUGGCUCGACUCGUGCUCGGGUCCUCCCGCGGGGCCGGUUCACGGCUGGUGUUACACCCCGGCGGGCCGAGCAGCCGCGCCGCCUCACGCUCCCUCUGCGGCGGCUUGCAGGUUGCACAGCAGCAGAGAGGGAGCAGUCGCCACAGGCUGACGAGGUCGCAGCUGUCCGGCCUUGGCUUCAGCCAACAGUCUUACUACAGCACGCAGGAGGUGGAGAAAGAGCCCGAAGAGGAGCCUCUGCACAACAUCAUCAGUGAUACUGAAUCAGUGCAAGGCAGUUUGUCGGAACAUGAAUUCCAGGCUGAAACAAAAAAACUGCUUGACAUUGUUGCCAGAUCCUUGUAUUCUGAGAAGGAGGUGUUCAUCAGGGAGCUGAUCUCUAAUGGCAGCGACGCUCUGGAAAAGCUGCGGCACAAACUGAUGACAGCAGGAGGGGAAACGGCUCAGAUGGAGGUCCACCUGCAGACUGACGCUGCAAAGGGAACUUUUACCAUCCAGGAUACGGGAGUUGGAAUGAGCAAAGACGAGUUGGUAGCCAACCUGGGAACCAUCGCCCGCUCGGGUUCCAAGGCAUUCUUGGAUGCGCUGCAGAACCAAGCCGAGGCCAGCAGCUCCAUCAUUGGUCAGUUUGGAGUGGGUUUCUACUCUUCUUUCAUGGUGGCCGACCGAGUGGACGUCUUCUCCCGCUCGGCAGAGCCUGAUGCACCUGGUUACAAAUGGUCCUCAGAUGGCUCUGGAGUAUUUGAGAUUGCUGAAGCGAGCGGUGUCGUUCAAGGAACAAAAAUCGUGCUCCACCUCAAAGACGACUGCAAAGAGUUUUCCGUUGAAGACCGAGUUAAAGAGGUGGUGACAAAGUACAGCAACUUUGUGAGCUUCCCUAUCUUCCUGAAUGGACGGAGGCUCAACACACUACAGGCAUUGUGGAUGAUGGAGCCAAAGCAGAUCAGUGACUGGCAGCACGAGGAGUUCUACCGCUACAUCGCUCAGACCUACGACAAGCCCCGCUACACCCUGCACUACCGCGCUGACGCCCCGCUCAACAUCCGGAGCAUCUUUUAUGUCCCUGACGCGAAGCCGAGCAUGUUUGACGUGAGCAGGGAAAUGGGCUCCAGUGUGGCUCUGUACAGCAGGAAGGUCCUGAUCCAGACCAAAGCCGCCGACAUCCUGCCCAAGUGGCUGCGCUUCCUUCGAGGUGUGGUGGACAGUGAGGACAUCCCCCUGAACCUGAGCAGAGAGCUGCUGCAGGAGAGCGCCCUCAUCAGGAAGCUUCGGGAUGUUUUGCAGCAGAGGGUGAUCCGCUUCCUGCUGGACCAGUGCAAGAAGGAGCCGGAGAAGUACAGCAAGUUCUUCGACGACUACGGGCUGUUCAUGAGGGAGGGAAUUGUCACCACUCAAGAGCAAGAUGUCAAGGAGGACAUUGCAAAGCUGUUGAGGUACGAGUCAUCAGCUUUGCCUGCCGGCCAGCAGACAAAUCUGAUGGAGUACGCUUCCCGUAUGCAAGCCGGCACACGCAACAUCUACUACCUGUGUGCCCCCAACCGACACCUGGCAGAGCACUCGCCAUACUACGAGGCCAUGAAGAAGAAGGACAUGGAGGUGCUGUUCUGCUAUGAGCAGUUUGAUGAGCUGACCCUGCUGCACCUCAGGGAGUUUGACAAGAAGAAGCUGAUCUCAGUGGAGACCGACAUCGUGGUGGAUCACUACAAAGAGGAGAAGUUUGAAGACAGCACACCAGCAUCUGAGCGUCUGACACAGGAGCAUGCCGAUGACCUGAUGGCCUGGAUGAAGAAUGCUUUGGGUCCCAGAGUCACCAACAUAAAGCUGACUCCUCGUCUGGACACCCACCCUGCCAUGAUCACAGUGCUGGAAAUGGGCGCCGCACGCCACUUCCUCCGCACCCAGCAGCUGGCCAGGACCGCGGAGGAGAGAGCUCAGAUCCUGCAGCCCACUCUGGAGAUCAAUUCAGGACAUAAACUGAUCAAGAAGAUGCACGCACUGAAGGACACAGACUCUGAACUGGCAGGAUUGCUACUGGAACAGAUCUACGACAAUGCCAUGAUCGCUGCAGGCUUGAACGAUGAUCCACGGCCGAUGAUUUCCCGUCUGAAUGACCUCUUGACUAAAGCUUUGGAGAAGCACUGACAGUGACAUUCAGACUGAUUCACUUUUGACAAGUGGCCUGUAGACUGAAGCGGUUAAAAGGUCAGCAGAGACUGGAGUGCGAUUUCUGAAAAACACUGCAGGCCCUUGAUCAUCUGAAGCCAUACAAAUCACCUCCCUCUCCUCUGGAGUGCUUCGUUCCUCAUGAUGCGGCACAGUUGGAGGCUCAAGAAGGAAAUCAUGAAAAGAAAAAUGAACUGCUGGAAGCUUCUCCAUUUACAGCCUUGUAUUUUUAUGUUCUGUGUUUGGUACAAUUUUGUAAGUUUCUGUUCUAGUAAUGAAUCAGAAGAGCUAUCUCCAGAAAACAGAGGCCAUGGUUAAUUUAGUCUUUCAUGUCCCAGUAAUGCCUGAACAUUAUAAUGUAUACAUUGUUCUCAAACUCUGUUACGGUUAAAAUAAACAGAUUAAGUGAUGGACAUCAUAGACAGACAUUUUUUUUUGUUGGAUAUGCAAAACAUCAACUGCUAAAACUACACUGUAGUUUUCCCCUUUUUGAUUUGUUUUGGGUACAUAAAAACAGAAAUGUUUAAGAAUGUGGUGUACAGCUGUCAAUACUCAACCCUGCAUACCAGUAAUGGUAAAUAUACUUAAACUCUUAUUUAAGUGAAAAGACAUGGAUUCAUCCUGGUGUCAGUUUAAUAAAGAGGUAAACUGAACUUGUUUAAAAUACAUUUUACUGCAUGUCAAGUAACAUUUCUUCUAUGAGGGUCAAAACAUGAUAAACCUCAGCUUCAAGUCGUCAUCCUGCUUGCAGUCAGUCUGAGUAUUCAGACUUGAUCGAAGUGCAGUGUUAAGGCAAGAGUUCAAGUGAAGUGAUUCUUGUUAGCUUUUGCAGUCAGCGUCCCAGCGCCGUCAGUCUGUUUAAGCCACAUCAGGGUACGUGGAGCCAUCACACUUGGUGCCGGGGCUGCUUCUUUCUUUCUUUGAGCCAUCCUACUUCAUGUUUCACCUCAUGACUGGCCAAGAGCAUCUAAUCCCCUUCAGAGUGUCAGGAGAGCUUGUCUAUGUUGGCGAGGAAGCGCUUGGCCCACCAUUCAUCCAGAUCUAUGGGUACAAAGCCUGAGGAGGGAGAAAAGGUGUUUAUGUACAUUAUACUCUAGGAAACUGUUGCAAAGAAAAAAUAAAUGUAAUUAAAAGUU
Molecule: messenger RNA, 3378 nt
Organism: Cololabis saira (Pacific saury)
Lineage: Eukaryota; Metazoa; Chordata; Actinopteri; Beloniformes; Belonidae
Gene: trap1
Product: TNF receptor-associated protein 1
Exons: 18
Coding region: 62-2221 (719 amino acids)
Biological process (GO): protein folding
Cellular component (GO): mitochondrial inner membrane
Molecular function (GO): ATP-dependent protein folding chaperone; ATP binding; protein kinase binding
Source: RefSeq, a predicted model, not a curated record